Molecule: messenger RNA, 536 nt
Organism: Neohortaea acidophila
Lineage: Eukaryota; Fungi; Ascomycota; Dothideomycetes; Mycosphaerellales; Teratosphaeriaceae
Exons: 4
Coding region: 73-327 (84 amino acids)
Source: RefSeq, a predicted model, not a curated record
AGCACGCCCUCACCUCACCCAUUCCCAGGAUUGCGCACGACGCGCUGAGUUUCCGCACACCGACUCGCCAAUAUGGGCGUCCCAUUCGAGACCCUGCUCCCGUAUGCGAUCAUGAUGUUCGGCAUCACGGGUGGCGCCUUGACAAAGGUUAAAAACAUGCAAAACGGCGGCAAACGGCCGCGGCAUUCCAUCGACGCAUGGGACAGGCAGAUGAUGGAGAGAGAUCGUCGACUCACAGGCUGGUUACGGGGACAAACAGACAACGUGAAAGCCCCGGCGGGUUUCGAGCUCAACAACCCCUGGAAGGUCGAGCCGUUGAUCCAAUAAGAAGGCGUGGCAAUCCGUUCGCUUUGGACUGUUUGAUUGUGAGUCGUCUCAAACGACCGCACCUAGCCUAGCAAAUUCGUCACGAAAAUCCAUCUAUCGCACAGUGCCCAAGAAACUCGACUUGGACCGCAGACUAGUGCUCUCCGAGCCAUGUACACGCAAACAUCUGGCCCCGGUAGUGACUUGAAGCGCCACCAUAGGUCUCAUUU